AUGUCGGGCACUGUGUCCAUUCUCCAGCAAUUUGCCAAUGGCCUGAAGAGUCGCAGCGAAGAGACGAGGGCGAAAGCUGCCAAGGACCUGCAGCAUUAUGUCACCAUGGAGCUCCGUGAGAUGAGUCAGGAAGAAUCUACCAGGUUCUAUGAUCAGCUGAACCAUCACAUCUUUGAGCUGGUUUCCAGCUCGGAUGCAAAUGAAAGGAAGGGUGGCAUUCUGGCUAUAGCGAGCCUUAUUGGUGUGGAAGGAGGUAAUGCCACCCGUAUUGGCAGGUUUGCCAACUACCUGAGGAACCUCUUGCCAUCCAAUGACCCUGUUGUGAUGGAGAUGGCCUCCAAGGCUAUCGGGCGGCUUGCCAUGGCCGGUGACACCUUCACAGCUGAGUACGUGGAGUUUGAGGUGAAACGAGCUCUGGAGUGGCUGGGAGCUGACAGGAAUGAAGGUCGGAGACACGCAGCUGUUCUUGUCCUGCGUGAGCUGGCAAUCAGCGUGCCUACCUUCUUCUUCCAACAAGUGCAGCCAUUCUUUGACAAUAUAUUUGUGGCUGUGUGGGAUCCCAAACAGGCCAUCCGAGAGGGAGCUGUUUCUGCCUUAAGAGCCUGCCUUAUCCUCACCACUCAACGGGAGCCAAAAGAGAUGCAGAAGCCCCAGUGGUACAGACAUACAUAUGAAGAGGCUGAAAAGGGUUUUGAUGAGACUUUGGCCAAAGAGAAAGGAAUGAACCGUGAUGACCGAAUCCAUGGUGCCUUACUGAUCCUCAAUGAGCUAGUGAGAAUCAGCAGUAUGGAGGGAGAGCGCCUUAGAGAGGAGAUGGAAGAGAUCACUCAGCAGCAGCUUGUGCAUGACAAGUACUGCAAAGACCUGAUGGGCUUCAGUACCAAACCUCGCCACAUCACGCCCUUUACUAGCUUCCAGUCUCUUCAGCCCUCCCAGUCGAAUGCUUUGGCUGGUCUCCUGGGGUACAGUGCCCACCAAGGAAUCAUGGGUUUCGCAACCUCGCCUGUCCCAGCGAAGUCUACGCUGGUAGAAAGUCGCUGCUGCAGGGAUCUGAUGGAAGAGAAGUUUGAUCAAGUGUGCCAGUGGGUUCUCAAGUGUAGAACCAGCAAAAAUUCUUUGAUCCAGAUGACGGUUCUGAACCUGCUCCCGCGGCUGGCGGCGUUCCGCCCUUCAGCCUUCACAGCUGAUCAGUAUCUUCCAGACACCAUGAAUCAUGUUCUCAGCUGUGUGAAGAAGGAGAAGGAGCGAACUGCAGCCUUCCAGGCCUUGGGUUUGCUUUCUGUGGCCGUGAGGUCUGAGUUUCAAGCUUACCUGCCAAAAGUCCUCGAAAUCAUAAAAGCAGCUCUUCCACCAAAGGACUUUGCCCACAAGAGGCAGAAGUCUGUGCAGGUUGAUGCCACAGUCUUCACCUGCAUUAGUAUGCUGGCACGAGCCAUGGGACCCAGUAUCCAGCAGGACAUCAAAGAGCUUUUGGAACCUAUGCUGGCUGUGGGCCUGAGCCCUGCCCUAACAGCUGUGCUGUAUGACUUGAGUCGCCAGAUCCCCCAGCUAAAGAAGGACAUCCAGGAUGGGCUGCUGAAAAUGCUCUCCCUUGUUCUGAUGCACAAACCUCUGCGACAUCCAGGCAUGCCAAAGGGCCUUGCCCACCAGCUCGCCUCCCCUAGCCUCACCAACAUCCCAGAGGCCAGUGAUGUGGGCAGCAUCACCCUUGCCCUCCGGACGCUGGGUAGCUUCGAGUUUGAAGGCCACUCCCUGACGCAGUUCGUUCGGCACUGUGCAGACCACUUUCUGAACAGCGAGCACAAGGAGAUCCGGAUGGAGGCAGCCCGCACGUGCUCCCGCCUGCUCACCCCCUCCAUCCACCUCAUCAGUGGCCAUGCCCACGUGGUCAGCCAGACAGCAGUGCAGGUCGUGGCUGAUGUUCUCAGCAAGCUGCUCGUGGUUGGAAUAACUGACCCAGACCCCGAUAUCCGUUUCUGCGUGUUGGCCUCUCUGGAUGAGCGCUUUGAUGCUCACCUUGCCCAGGCAGAAAACCUGCAAGCUCUUUUUGUGGCCCUGAAUGACCAAGUGUUUGAAAUCCGAGAGCUGGCCAUCUGCACUGUGGGUCGCCUGAGCAGCAUGAACCCUGCUUUUGUCAUGCCUUUCCUGCGCAAGAUGCUGAUCCAGAUUCUAACAGAGCUGGAGCACAGUGGUGUUGGCAGGAUUAAAGAGCAAAGUGCCAGGAUGUUGGGUCACCUUGUUUCUAAUGCUCCACGCCUCAUUCGUCCAUAUAUGGAGCCUAUCCUUAAGGCACUGAUUGUGAAACUGAAGGAUCCUGACCCAGAUCCAAAUCCAGGGGUGAUUAAUAAUGUCCUGGCUACCAUAGGGGAGCUUGCACAGGUCAGUGGGCUGGAAAUGAGGAAGUGGGUGGAUGAGCUGUUCAUUAUCAUUAUGGACAUGCUACAGGACUCCUCUCUGCUAGCUAAAAGACAAGUGGCUCUUUGGACACUGGGACAGCUGGUGGCCAGCACUGGUUAUGUGGUGGAACCAUACAGGAAGUACCCAACUUUGCUGGAGGUGCUUCUCAACUUCCUGAAAACUGAGCAGAACCAGGGCACCCGGAGAGAGGCUAUUCGUGUGUUAGGGCUGCUAGGUGCUUUGGACCCUUACAAACACAAAGUGAACAUUGGUAUGAUUGAUCAGUCACGAGAUGCUUCAGCCGUCAGCCUCUCAGAGUCCAAAUCCAGCCAGGAUUCCUCGGACUACAGUACCAGCGAGAUGCUGGUGAACAUGGGGAACCUCCCUCUGGAUGAGUUCUAUCCUGCUGUCUCUAUGGUGGCACUGAUGAGGAUUUUCCGAGACCAGUCCCUGUCCCAACACCACACUAUGGUAGUUCAGGCCAUCACCUUUAUUUUCAAAUCUCUUGGGCUGAAGUGUGUGCAGUUCCUGCCCCAGGUCAUGCCAACGUUCCUUAAUGUAAUACGGGUUUGUGAUGGUGCCAUCCGAGAGUUCCUGUUCCAGCAGCUGGGGAUGUUGGUGUCUUUCGUGCGAAGUCAUAUUCGGCCCUAUAUGGAUGAGAUUGUCACCCUGAUGAGAGACUUCUGGGUCAUGAACAACUCCAUACAGAGCACCAUUAUCCUGCUUAUCGAGCAAAUUGUGGUAGCUCUGGGAGGUGAAUUCAAGCUUUAUCUGCCUCAGCUCAUUCCUCACAUGUUACGGGUCUUCAUGCAUGACAAUAGCCAGAGUCGCAUUGUCUCUGUCAAGCUGUUGAAUGCGAUCCAGCUCUUUGGAGCUAACCUGGAUGACUACCUUCAUUUGUUACUACCUCCCAUUGUAAAGCUCUUUGAUGCCCCUGAUGUCCCAGUGGUGGCUCGCAAAGCUGCUCUGGAAACAGUGGACCGCCUGACCGAGUCCCUGGAUUUCACUGAUUAUGCUUCAAGGAUUAUUCAUCCCAUCGUGCGAACGCUAGACCAGAGCCCUGAGCUACGAACCACUGCCAUGGACACCCUCUCCUCCCUGGUGUUCCAGCUGGGAAAGAAGGUAACAGUCUUCUUAG
This is a messenger RNA of Merops nubicus (carmine bee-eater), 3535 nucleotides long. Its product is annotated as serine/threonine-protein kinase mTOR-like. The transcript has 22 exons. Gene Ontology annotation, biological process: TOR signaling; protein phosphorylation; negative regulation of macroautophagy. Gene Ontology annotation, cellular component: TORC2 complex; TORC1 complex; nucleus. The record is from RefSeq and is a predicted model, not a curated record. Gene Ontology annotation, molecular function: protein serine/threonine kinase activity. The annotation marks the transcript as partial. Lineage: Eukaryota; Metazoa; Chordata; Aves; Coraciiformes; Meropidae.